GGCCGCGGCGGGAGGACUCUGUUUCCCGUGGGGCAGCGCGCGGGCUUCCGGUGGGGCGGGCGGCGGCGCCGAGGCGGCGGGCCGGGAUGGAGGCCGUGCCCCGCAUGCCCAUGAUCUGGCUCGACCUGAAGGAGGCCGGCGAGUUCGCCUUCAACGCCGCCGUCAAGAAGUUUGUCCUGAAGAACUAUGGGGAGAACCCGGAGAACUACAACGAGGAGCUGCGGAAGCUGGAGGUGCUCCGGCAGAGCGCCGUGAACGUGCCCAGGGACUUCGAGGGCUGCAGCACGCUGAGGAAGUACUUCGGCCAACUCCACUACCUGCAGAGCCGGAUCCCCAUGGGCGCCGAGCAGGAGGCCGCGGUUCCCAUUGCGUGGACCGAGAUCUUCUCGGGCAAGACAGUGACUCAUGAGGACAUCAAGUACGAGCAGGCGUGCAUCCUCUACAACCUGGGUGCGCUGCACUCCAUGCUGGGCGCCAUGGACAAGAGGGUGUCUGAGGAGGGCAUGAAGGUUUCCUGCACCCACUUCCAGUGUGCUGCUGGGGCUUUUACCUACCUGCGGGAUCACUUCCCCCACUCCUACAGCGUAGACAUGAGUCACCAGAUCCUCAAUCUCAACAUCAACCUCAUGCUGGGCCAGGCGCAGGAGUGUCUCCUGGAGAAAUCCAUGCUGGACAACAGGAAGAGUUUCCUUGUGGCCCGGAUCAGCGCCCAGGUCGUGGAUUACUACAAAGAGGCCUGCCGGGCUUUGGAAAACUCGGAGACUGCUUCGCUACUGGGAAAGAUCCAGAAAGACUGGAAGAAGCUGGUUCAGAUGAAGAUCUACUAUUUUGCUGCUGUGGCCCAUUUGCACAUGGGAAAACAGGCCGAGGAGCAGCAGAAAUUUGGGGAAAGGGUCAUCUACUUCCAGAGCGCUCUGGAUAAACUCAAUGAAGCCAUCAAGCUGGCAAAGGGCCAGCCAGAAACCGUCCAAGAAGCCCUGAGAUUCACCAUGGACGUGAUCGGUGGCAAGUACAAUUCGGCCAAGAAGGACAAUGACUUUAUCUACCACGAAGCCGUGCCUGCCCUGGACACCCUGCAGUCUGUGAAAGGUGCCCCGCUCGUGAAAGCCCUCCCCGUCAACCCCACGGACCCGGCUGUCACCGGCCCCGACAUAUUUGCCAAGCUGGUUCCCAUGGCUGCCCACGAGGCGUCUUCGCUGUACAGCGAGGAGAAGGCUAAACUGCUGCGAGAUGUGAUGGCGAAGAUCGAAGCCAAGAACGAAGUGCUGGACCAGUUCAUGGACUCCAUGCAGCUGGACCCCGAGACCGUGGACAACCUGGACAUGUACAGCCACAUCCCCCCCAUCCUGAUGGAGAAGUGUGCCGCGCUGAGCGUGCGCCCGGACACCGUCAAGAACCUGGUCCAGUCCAUGCAGGUGCUCUCCGGGGUCUUCACUGACGUGGAGGCCUCCCUGAAGGAGAUCAGAGACCUUCUCGAGGAGGACGAGGCUCAGGAGCGGAAGCUGCAGGAGUUGCUCGGGAAGAGCCCGCCGCCACCGGCGUCCCCUCCGUCCCCGGGGCUGGCCGAGGUCAGCAAGGAGUGCUCCAAGUACAUGGAGGUGCACGAGAAGGCCAGCUUCACCAACACGGAGCUCCACAAAGCCAUGAACCUGCACAUCGGCAACCUCCGCCUGCUCAGCGGGCCCCUGGAGCAGGUCCGGGCCGCGCUGCCCUCGCCGUCGCUGACCGAGGAUGACAAGCAGGUGCUGCAGAACCUGAAGCGGAUCCUGGCCAAGGUGCAGGAGAUGCGGGACCAGCGGGCGUCCCUGGAGCAGCAGCUGCGCGAAAUGAUCCAGAAGGACGAUAUCACCACCUCGCUGGUCACCACCGACCGCUCCGAGAUGAAGAAACUCUUUGAGGAGCAGCUGAAGAAAUAUGACCAGAUCAAGGUGUACCUGGAGCAGAACCUGGCUGCCCAGGAAAACGUCCUGAAGGCCCUGACGGACGCUAAUGUCAAAUACGCAGCUGUGCGCAAGGCCCUGGCCGAGGUGGAGCACAAGUGGAACACCACCGUUCAGACCUUGGUGGCCUCCUAUGAAGCCUAUGAGGACCUGAUGAAGAAGUCGCAGGAGGGGAAGGACUUCUACACCGACCUGGAGGGGAAGGCUGCCAAGCUGCUGGAGAAGGCCCGGGCGGCCUGCCAAGCCGCCGAAGCCAACAGGCAGCAGAUCUUGGAGAAGGAGAUGAAGAAGCAGCCGCCCCCUCGGCCCACGGCCCCCAAACCGGCCUUGCAGAAGAAGCCGUCGGAGCUGGAGCUGGAGGCGGCCGGGCCGCUGGACGCCGGCGACCUGCCGCCGCUGGGCUCCCUGGGGCUGGCGGCCCUGCCCGAGGAGCUGCGCAGCCUGCCCCCGGACGUGCUGGCCGGGCACCUGGCCCGCCUGCCCCCCGCCACCCUGGCCGCCCUGGCCCUCGACCCGGCCGCCCUGGCCCCGGGGCUGCGGCCCCCCGGCCCCGAGCCGCUGCCGCCCGGCCCGGCCCAGCCCCACGGCCCCUUCGCCCCCGCCCGCUUCCCCGCCGCCCCCGGGCGCUACCCCCUGCCCCACGGCGCCCCGCUGCUGCCGGCCCAGCUCCUGCAGCCCUCCGCCCCCCAAGCGGCCGGGCCCCCUCCCAGCUCGGCCCCCUCCUCUGCCCCCCAACUCUUCCCAGCUGCCCCCCUCAUUCGCGGCCCUGUGCAGCCCGGCUACGUGGGGCCCCACGUGCUCCCCCCACGUUCGUCCCCGCAGCACGGCCCCGCUCCGGCUCCCGCUGCCUCCUACGGCCUGGGCCAGCCCGGGGGGCCCGCGCCCGGCCCCCUCUGCCCCCCUGCCCCCCUGGGGGUCCCCGAGCCGCCCCCCGGCAUCCGCCCGGCCACGACCACCGUGGACAGCAUCCAGGCCCCCAUCCCCAGCUGCGCCGCCCCCCGCGGCGCGGGGCCCCCCCGGCUCCCCAGCCAGGGCCCGCCGCUGCCCCCGGGGGGCUUCCUGGCCCCCCAGCGCCCCACUGGCCCCCCAGCCCCCUUCCCCUACGCCCAAGGGGGGCUGCAGCCCUUCGGGCAGCCGGCUCAGCCCCCUUUCCCGGCCGGGCAGCACCCCCACGCCUUCGCCCCCGCAGCCCAGCUCCAGCCCCAGGCCCUCGGGGGUCCCCAGCCCUUCCCCCCGGCGGCCCCCUUCCUGCCCUCGAGCCGGCCCCCGGCCCCGCUGCCCUUCCAGCCGCCGGCCCGGCCCCCCCUGGCCCCCCCGGCGCAGUUCGCCCAGCCCUUCGCCGGCCCCGUGGGGCAGCUGCCCCCGCCGGCGCCCGGGCAGCCCCCGCUGCGCCCGCAGCUCUACCCGCUCCCGGGCCAGGACCCGCUGCCGCCCCACGGGCUGCCGCCCCACGGCGGGGCCCUGCCCUUCGCCGCGCCCCUGCCCAGGCCCCCCGGGCCCAGCGUCUCGCCCGUGCCCCCCCUGCACCCGGCGCUGGGCGGGCUGCAGCCGGCACCCCCCGCCUUCUGCCCCAGCCCUGCCCCACGGCACCCCGCACCCCCCGCCGGCGCCGUGGGCCUGGGCCCCCCGCCGCCGCCGCCCGCCAGCCAGCCCGGCCCCCGCCCCGCGCCCCCCGCGCCCAGCCCCGGCCUGAGCCAGCUGCAGGGCCCCGGCGGGGUGCAGGGCCCGCUGGUGCCGUCGCCGGCGCCCUCGCCGCAGCCCGCCCUGCCGCUGCAGCCGCCGGCUCUGGCGCCCGGCCCCGGGGCGCUGCCGCAGCGGCCGCCGCCGGCGUUGACGCCGGGCUCGGCCCCGCUCGCCGGCGAGGCGCCCUUCCAGCGGCAGAGCUCCUCCACCGACGACCUGCUCUCCUCCAGCCCCGAGAGCCAGCACGGCGGCUCCAAGGCGCCCGUGGGCCAGCCGCUGCUGCAGCCCACCAAGGCCGACGCCAAGGAGGGCCAGAAGCCCAAGGCGGUGCAGCUCAUCGAGAAGGACCCCUACGAGCAGCCCGAGCGGGUGCUGCGGCUGCUGGCGGAGCUGGACCGCUUCCGGGGCCUGGUGGAGCGGCUGGAGCGCCCGGGGCCCGGCGGCGCCACCGAGCUCGACGCCGUCUGGAAGGAGCUGCAGGACGCCCAGGAGCGCGACGCCCGGCAGCUCUCCAUCGCCAUCGCCCGCUGCUACUCCAUGAAGAACCGCCACCAGGACAUCAUGCCCUACGACAGGAACCGCGUGGUCCUCUCCUCGGGCAAGGACGACUACAUCAACGCCAGCAGGGUCGAGGACCUCUCGCCCUACUGCCCCACCAUCAUCGCCACGCAGGCCCCGCUGCUCGGCACCGCCGCCGACUUCUGGCUCAUGAUCUACGAGCAGAAGGUCUCCGUGGUCGUCAUGCUGGUGUCGGAGCAGGAGCUGGACAAGCAGAAGGUGCUGCGGUACUUCCCGCCGGAGCGGGGCCAGCCCGUGGUGCAGGGGCCCGUCACCCUCGUCCUCACCAGCCUCAAGGCCGCCGCCACCCACAUGGAGCGCGUCGUCACGCUGCAGUACCGCGACCAGAGCCUCAAGCGCACCGUCAUCCACCUGCAGUUCACCUCCUGGCCCGAGCUGGGCCUGCCCGACAGCAAGGGGAGCCUCCUCCGCUUCAUCCAGGAGGUGCACGGCCACUACCUGCACCAGCGCCCGCUGCACACCCCCGUGGUGGUGCACUGCAGCUCCGGCGUGGGUCGCACCGGGGCCUUCUGCCUGCUCUACGCGGCCAUGCAGGAGGUGGAGGCCGGCAACGGCAUCCCCCACUUGGCCCAGCUGGUGAAGCGGAUGCGGCAGCAGCGCAAGCACAUGCUGCAGGAGAAGCUGCACCUCAAGUUCUGCUACGAGGCCGUCCUGCAGCACGCGGAGCAGGUGCUGCAGCGCCACGGCGUCGGCACCCCCGCCGCCAGCAAGGCCCCCAACAACGCCUCCCCCAAGCUCUACUUCCACCAGGACCCGCAGGACCUGGUGCUGGGCGGCGACGUGCCCAUCAGCUCCAUCCAGGCCACCAUCGCCAAGCUGAGCGUCAAGCCCCCGGGCGCCGCCGAGCCGGGCGGCAGCUGGACGCCGGAGCCGCCCGAGGAGGCCGAGGGGCCGCUGGCGCCGCCGGACGGCGCCCCGGAUGGCGUCGGCCCCCCCGGCCCCGAGCCCCCCGCCGGCCCCGAGCCGCCCGGCGAGGCCGAGAGCAGCAACCACGUGGCGGAGCCCCCCGAGGCGCCGCGGGGCGAGCCUUCGGCGCCCGCCGCGGCGCCCUCCUCCUCCUCGCUGGAGCUGCUGGCCUCCCUGACGCCCGAGGCCUUCACCCUGGACGCCUCCCUCAAGGGCAAGCAGCGCAUGAACAAGCAGACCUUCCUGCAGGCGCAGCCGGGCGAGGGGCUGCGGGGGCCCCGGCCCAGCGACGACCCCCUCAGCAUGCUCGACCCGCUCUGGACCCUCAACAAGACCUCUUUGCUACUACAAUAAAGAGUUUGAUCUGG
Molecule: messenger RNA, 5476 nt
Organism: Dromaius novaehollandiae (emu)
Lineage: Eukaryota; Metazoa; Chordata; Aves; Casuariiformes; Dromaiidae
Gene: PTPN23
Product: protein tyrosine phosphatase non-receptor type 23
Exons: 26
Coding region: 87-5462 (1791 amino acids)
Biological process (GO): early endosome to late endosome transport; protein dephosphorylation; endocytic recycling
Cellular component (GO): endosome
Molecular function (GO): protein tyrosine phosphatase activity; protein binding
Source: RefSeq, a predicted model, not a curated record